Molecule: messenger RNA, 3546 nt
Organism: Scatophagus argus
Lineage: Eukaryota; Metazoa; Chordata; Actinopteri; Scatophagidae
Gene: wrap53
Product: WD repeat containing, antisense to TP53
Exons: 11
Coding region: 388-2076 (562 amino acids)
Biological process (GO): Cajal body organization
Cellular component (GO): Cajal body
Molecular function (GO): RNA binding; protein binding
Source: RefSeq, a predicted model, not a curated record
UGCUAACAUGAGCUACAGUGGGAAGAUUGCUGUUUCUGUUGUGGACCGACGAUUGUAGAAAACAGAAGAAUUUUACCUUCAUUGUUACUAUAAUUCGGCUUACUUAACAGCAGUAGAGCAGUCAUGGGGUAACGUUUAAAGCGUGUAAGGGUGUCUGUUGUAAUAUGUCCUUCAUAAACAUUAACUUGGCGAAAUAACAUCGAUGCUAGUUUGGAGCGGUAGGCUAGUGGGUGCUGUGAUGUCCUCGACCCCCAGCAGACUCAAUCACCCACACUGCAGGAAGAAGCACUAUCCCAGUAGCACUUAUCUCACCCACGUUUGACAGCCAACAGAAGGUACAAGGAGGCCAGGUAGAAGACUUGACAGGAGUGACUGAUAAACAAAGAGAUGUCUGAUUCAAAUGGAGGUGGUGAAAGUGGAGGUGUAGCAGGUGCAGGGCAGGAUACAGAAGCAGACAAUGAGCCCCCUCAACAGGGGCCACCUUUACCUGAAGGUGACACCUCAGAAGUUGGGGUGACAUCAGAGGAAGGGGUUCCUCCAUCUGCCAAGCGGCCCAGAAUAAGUGAGGAGGGACACGGGCUGGAGCAGGUUGCACAGCCCAUCAAGAUGCACGGAGAAAUACCAGCACAGGCUGGCUUGCUACAGGAACACCCAGUCCUACCAAUGCCAGGAAUAGAACCAUUGCAAUGUAAAGAGGAAAGUAAAGAAGGGGAGAAGGUGCCUGUCAGUGGAGGAGGUGAAGAAGAAUGCCGUCAGAAUGGAGAUGGAGGGCAGCAUUCACUUUUAGAAGGAGGAACGAAACCAGAGGAGGAGCACAACGGUAACAGAUCUGCAAACAGCCCCAGUGAAGGACAGCACGUUGGCCUAGAUUUUACCCAGAACCCCCAGAUGCUGACUGGUUCCUGGACUGAGUACUCGAGCCUUCCAGAGAAUUACCUCAAAGGCUGCAAAUGGGCUCCUGAUGGUUCCUGUAUCCUGACCAACAGUGCAGACAAUGUGCUUCGUGUGUACAACCUUCCUCCAGAGAUUUACAGCUACAACUGGGAUUUGCUUCCUGAGAUGAAUCCGGUGCUGAGGAUGGCAGAGGGAGACACGAUCUACGACUACUGCUGGUACCCCAAGAUGAACUCUAUGGAUCCAGACACGUGUUUUCUAGCCAGCAGUAGCCGUGACAACCCAGUCCACGUGUGGGAUGCAUUUUACGGAGAGGUGCGAGCCAGUUUCCGACCCUACAAUCACCUGGAUGAGCUGACAGCAGCCCACUCCCUCUGCUUCUCGCCCGAUGGAACGCAGCUCUACUGCGGCUUCGACAGAACUGUCCGGGUCUUCUACACUGAGCGUCCUGGAAGAGACUGUGAGGAGCGGCCCACCGUAGUCAAGAAGCAGGGCCAAAGUGGCAUCAUCUCUUGCUUUGGCUUCAGCCCCUGCCAGUCUGUUUACGCCUGUGGCUCUUACUCCCGCUGUGCUGGCCUCUACUCCUGCCAAGAUGGCACCCUGCUGGCUCUGCUGCCGACCCGCCACCGCGGAGGCCUCACCCAUCUGCUCUUCUCCCCUGAUGGCAACUACCUAUACACCGGCGGGCGUAAGGAUCCUGAAAUCCUGUGCUGGGACCUAAGAGAGCCAGGCAAGGUUGUGUUUUCACUUAAGAGGAACGUGUCCACUAACCAGCGCAUCUACUUUGACCUGGACCCAUCAGGCAGGUACCUGUUGAGCGGUGACACAGAGGGAGUGGUGUCAGUAUGGGACACUGAGACAGCUCCUCCCAAUGGUAAUGAAGAACUAGUGCAACCUCAGCUCAGGUUCCAGGCUCAUUGGGACUGCACCAAUGGCAUCAGUAUUCAUCCCUUCAUGCCAUUGUUGGCAACGUCCAGUGGUCAGCGUCAGUUCCCAUGGCCCGGUGACAGCGAGGGGGACUCGGCCUCUGACGGCGAGGGAGGUGAAGCAGCUGCGAUGUCGCCCAAGGAGAUCCGACAAGACAACACCCUGAGUCUGUGGUGGGCCGGACCCCUGGCUCCCCUCUGUGGCGCUGCAGCAGAGGAGAGCGAGGGGCAGAGUACAGCAGCAGUGGAGGCCUGAAGCCCGUUACUUCAGCCAGCUGAUACAAAUCGAGUUACACCUGUAAUAUGAUAUUUAUUUGGGAAUGUUUGAUAUGGAUGGAUAAAGCUACACACGAGUCAGUCAGAUUCUCUUUUGAAAUCGAUAACAAGAAGUUCUGAGUUAGAAAUGCAUUUUUGGAUCAUUUUUAAACAUCUGGUUACCUUAAGCAUUUUCAGGCCAAACAAAUUUCUGAACAUAUCACCUGCAAGUUUACCUUUACCGACCACGGUACUGUCACUUGCAGAGUUUAGCAUUAUGAAAUACUGCACAUCAGGUCAGUACAGAACAGAUUUUCAGAAUUUUGUGUUUGAAGUCUUCGUUGUUGUAAUCCUACUUUGCUAAAUAAGAAUUGGAUCAGUGCUCAAACCAAGGAGGGUUUUUGUUUUGUUUUGUUUUUUCCCCGGAACCUUACUCAGGUUGAGACAAGACAUGGGUUGCAUAUUUAUUCAGUGAGAAUUUUUUUGUUUGUUUGUUUGUUUGUUUUUUCUUUAGUCCAGCCAAGUGAAAAAAUAAUGAAUCUUUUACAAACAUUUGUUGACCCUUUUUUUAAAUUCUGUUUUAUGGGGAGUCUACUUCCUAAACUGGUUAGUUUGGUUCAGUUUAAAGCCUUGACUGUGGUGUACAACAGCCCAGUGUCCAUCUGCAGAUGCACCGCUGACCUGAAAUGUGUGUGUCUGUGGGAGUGUUUGUUUACGUGCGUGAGGCUGUGAUGCUGCCCUAGAGAUUCCUAUGUGCUAUCAUUGCAGAAAGUGCCAUUUGUUUUUAAGCUUUGCUUUUGUAAACUGAUCGGAGCUCCUGUUUUUAACCUUUUUUUUUUUCUUUUUUUUUUAAAUAACUAUUGGACACAGCUAGUGUUCAGUGCAUGCCCACAAAUGUAUAUUUUUGUAAAGCUGUGAUGAUCGUACACAUUUUUCGAAUGUAUGCUCCGUAAUCAUCUAGCUUGAUUACUAUAACCUCUUAACAGUCCGUGACAUUCAAGUAGUGGGUGCACCUGGGAAAACAAGUAUUGCCUGGAUUACUUUUUCUACAGAUUGUGCUUGGGUUACAUUUGUACCUGUGUGAGUGAUGACGCAGCUCAAAACACUGUAUUUGUAUAAUUGCAUCAAUGAUGUGCUGCAGUGAUUUGCUCAAUGCUUAUGUUUCUGUUAGUGGGGUGUGCUUUGCUUGUAGGGUUUCUCCCACCUAAGCCUUGUACCUUUGGACACUGAGGAGUCUAUCCAUUUUGAAGCCUGUGCCGAUCAAGGUUUCACUGCUUGGAACUCAAAUUUUUUGCCAAGUAGUAAAAGCCACAGUUGUGUCGCUACUAUUACGCAAUCUAACAGGAAUCAUUAGGAAACAUGUCGGCAUUGAUGUCACCAAAGGUUCUAGAUGGAUGGUUGUGUCCACGGUAGGUGGACUUUUGGUGGUUUUAUUCAAGCUGGAGUGAAUUAAAAGCAUAUCUCUUCACAA